AUGGUCGCGGAUUCCUACCCCGUUCCACGCACCUGGGACCACCUGCGACGGGCGGCCGGACAGAGAUACCACUGCUGCACGCUAGACAUGAACUCAGGGUUCUGGAACGUGCCAAUCAAGGAGGGGUGCAAGGCGCUCACCGCCUUUAUAACUCCGAUUGGCCUUUUCGAGUCCAUCCGGCAUAAAAACUCGCCCGCUGAGUUCCAACGCUCAAUCGAUUCCUGCUUCGCACCGCUGCUAGGAGAAAAUGCGUUCUGCUACAUUGACGACAUCGUCAUUUGUGGACAGGACUUCGACAGCGCACCGCAGCGGGUUAAGCUCUUACUGGAACAGUGCAGGAAGACCGGUUUCUACUUGCGCCUGGACAAGAGCGAAUGGUUCAAGGACGAAGUAAAGUACCUCGGGCACGUCGUCGGCCAGACGGGCAUAAAGGUCCAGGAGAAGAAUCCUCGAGCAAUCGUCAACGCACAGCCCCCAACAGGAAGAAGGAGCUACAAAGCUUCCUAG
Molecule: messenger RNA, 507 nt
Organism: Gregarina niphandrodes
Lineage: Eukaryota; Apicomplexa; Conoidasida; Eugregarinorida; Gregarinidae
Product: putative retrovirus polyprotein
Exons: 1
Coding region: 1-507 (168 amino acids)
Source: RefSeq, a predicted model, not a curated record